ACUCCUCCAGCAACCGCUGGGCUGCGCAGCCCGCGGGAUUAUCUGUCAGGCGUUCGCGCUCGGCGCUUCCGGGAGGACGAGCAAGAGAAAGGAGGCGGGGGAAAUGGGCGUUCCUGCUUGGGAGGACCCUGACUCUGACACCGGAAGCGCCUCGUCUUGGGUGGUGGCGGAGGUCGUCGUGAUGCUUAGGAGCCUGGGCGGCUGAAAGCCGAGGUAGGAGCAGGCUCCGAGGCCAGAAUCUCGGCAGUCGCUGCUGGAGCGCGGCCUGCGCUAUGGCCACCUCCGCCGUCUCCUCGGAGCAUUUCGAGAAACUGCAUGAAAUCUUCCGCGGCCUUCUUGAGGAUCUACGUGGGGUGCUGGAGCAGCUGUUGGGGACGGCGGGAACCGAAGAGAAGAAGAAGUUGAUCAGAGAUUUUGAAGAAAAGCAACAGGAAGCAAAUGAAACGCUGGCAGAGAUGGAGGAGGAACUACGUUAUGCACCCCUAUCUUUCCGGAACCCCAUGAUGUCCAAGCUUCGAACCUACCGGAAGGACCUUGCCAAACUCCAUCGGGAAGUGAGAAGUACACCUUUGACAGCCACACUCGGGGGGCAAGGAGAUAAGAAAUAUGGCACAUACGCGGUAGAGAAUGAGCAUAUGAAUCGGCAACAGUCUCAAAGGGCAUUGCUUCUGCAAGGCACUGACAGCCUGAACCGGGCCACCCAGAGUAUUGAGCGUUCUCAUCGGAUUGCCACAGAGACUGACCAGAUUGGCUCAGAAAUCAUAGAGGAGCUGGGGGAGCAACGAGAGCAGUUGGAACGUACCAAGACUAGACUGGUAAACACAAGUGAAAAUUUGAGCAAAAGUCGAAAGAUUCUCCGUUCAAUGUCCAGAAAGGUGGUGACCAAUAAACUACUGCUUUCCAUCGUCAUCUUACUAGAGAUCGCCAUCCUGGGAGGCCUGAUUUAUUACAAAUUUUUUCACAAGAGUUGAACUUUCUCAGGAAUGGUUUGUGGACCAGAACUUUGAUCCUGUGAAUGAAUGGCGUUAGGAACGUAGAAUAAACAUGUCGCUGCUAUGAGCUGAUAGUUCAAGGAUGCACUAUAUAGUGAGAUGAUGGGAGGAUGGGGGGAAGACAAAAAGCCUUUUAAAUGUGAAGGAACAGCAAGACCAGUGUGAUAUACCAAGGUAAUAAAUGCUCUUUAUGACAUCUUUAAAGUUACAUAGUACUCCAAUAUUAACCCCCUGAGAACUGCAAAAAUCUAAAUACAUGUAUGAUAGUAUUAUUGGUCACCCAAAUGGAAAGGGGGACACCAGAAUUAGGAGAAUGUAAAUGUUCUCAUUAAGGCAUUAUGGAUCCACCUAACCAUUUAGUAUCUGUCCCCUCAAAUGCCUUGCAGCUCUGGAAUGCCCAUCUUGAAACAACUGUCAGUGCACAGUAUUUCCUAAAUUCUCACACGUUCUUCGCUUUCUGAUUCAUCUGGUGAACUGGGAGAAGGAAGUUGGUCAUAGACAAUGUGUCCUCCCUCCCUUGUCUGACCAAAACUUGAAGCAAUCACAUCCACUGCCAGACUAGCUGUAGCCUUUGCUUCUUCCUCUGAAGUAGCCAACUGAGGAUUGACUUCAACAAGAUCCAGUGCUGACAGCAACCCUGGAAGAACAAAGCAUGAGAAAACGUCAGAAAAUAAUCUAGCUGCUACUUUCAGUGAGGGUCCCGUCUGGACAGAGAGAACAAGCCAAGGUAAAAACAAGAGACAUUUGCUUUUAUGCAGUUAUCCACUGUCAGGAAGUCCCCUGCACUUCAUCUUCUUGGCCAUGAAUUUAAGUUAAAACACUGGUAUACUGGUACACCAGACUAGGGUUGAAAGAAACCUUUAAGGGAAUGAAAUAAGCCUUCCCUGUCAACUAACAUAAGAAUCAUAGAUUUCAUGCUUUUUGGAUAGCAUAAGGAAAAGGCUCUGGAGGGACAGGGAGACCCAAAUUAAACUUUGGAGAAAUUAAACUUCAGCAGUGAUUCUGGGCGAAGUGAAUCUACCUCUUUCAGAGUCAUCUGAACAAACAGGUAUUCAAGAAAACAAGUAUAUGAGAAUAAUAUUUUGAGUGGUCAUAAAUUAAGUAAAUAUGAGUAAACAUGCCUAAUGGCUUACUGAUAUUACUAAUUUAUAGUGCAUGAUAUGCUCAAUGCCAUUACCUCUGUUCAUUGCUUCAUCGCUUAUUAGCAACAGAUAGUUCAGUGCACUGUGCAGAAUUGCAAUAAGCAGGUCUAUUGUGCAUUUCCAUCAAUCCCUGCACAUGUCUGUGAUACCUGCCUCUGAUGAUGUGUCUCUGGUUUUCAGUGACUAAACCUGUGCGUUUAGCAUACCCCAGAAGUUAAAAAAAAAAAACAACAAAAAAAAACCUGUUUCCAAACUAUUGCCACCUUAUAAAUUAGUUUAAGCAAACUGCUUUA
Molecule: messenger RNA, 2427 nt
Organism: Choloepus didactylus (southern two-toed sloth)
Lineage: Eukaryota; Metazoa; Chordata; Mammalia; Pilosa; Megalonychidae
Gene: VTI1B
Product: vesicle transport through interaction with t-SNAREs 1B
Exons: 6
Coding region: 273-971 (232 amino acids)
Biological process (GO): Golgi to vacuole transport; macroautophagy; retrograde transport, endosome to Golgi
Cellular component (GO): Golgi apparatus; endoplasmic reticulum membrane; late endosome membrane
Molecular function (GO): SNARE binding; SNAP receptor activity
Source: RefSeq, a predicted model, not a curated record